AUGUGGAUGGCCAUGCCCUGCAUCAGGGAACUUGGCUGUUGCCCAACGGGCGUGUGUACUACAUAUACGAUCUUCCUCGCAGCUGAAGGAUCUCUAGGCUCGAGUGCGCGCUAUUUUCACCUUGGCGUCGAGAGAAUUAGUUCGGAUGAUACAUAACAGUACUCUAUAGAAUAUUAGUGUAUCUCGUAAAGGCAAGACACAUGGCGGAAGAGCUUAAUGCAUGGAGAAAACCGAUGUGGCCAGACCAUCAUCUAUCUCCUACACCAGUCGUAGCGAAUUUCCUGUACGAGAACUGAAACACGGCAUUGGGGUGGCGGGCAAGGCUUUGCAGUGGUCAGAUAUGCGGACACGGAGUCUAUCCUACCUCACCCAGUUCCGGUUAUGCAGCGUAAGGCUCGAGGCGCUCGAAGGAUGCAAAAUGAUUCCUAAUUCAGGAUCGUCGUCCAUCUGCCGUGCCGUCCCAGAUGCGACAUUGGCGUUACCGUCCUCCCCUUGUACAUGCACAGCACCUUUACGUCCGAACGCUACACAACGACUUGGAAUGCACCGACCAGAUCCUUCAAGGCUGUCCAUGGCCGGAUUUCCCUCUUCACGCGACAAAUCCUGCCCCCCCCUCAAAAGAAAAGAAAAAGAACCGCUCUUGGGCUCGCUAUUCUCAGCGCGCUUUCUCAUCUAUCUAUCUCAAGAUAUCCUACGUCUAUCGACAGCCGACAUGGGAGAAAGUACAAGUACAGCGGCGGGGCUUUCUGGAACACUAACCAGUGCCAACCCGACUGCAGCACCGGCGAUGUCUGUCCUCAUGAUUACCGUAAAGCCGUUGACGACAACGUUUACGCCGCCCUUGUCAUGCGGAGAGAUGCAUCUUACGCAGUUGUCUUCGCCGGGUUAUGAGAUCUGGUUGAAUGAGCCACAGCCAGUGCCUGGAUCUAAAUUUGGGGAAUGCUAUCCAACCGAGUUCGCAGCCGGAUACACAAGUGAUACAAAACUCGUCAAGCUCUAUCGCUCCCCUGUUUUCUCCGUUGGUCUGCCCCUCAGGCUGGAGCGCGGUGAAAACGUGGACGAAUAAUUAUAUCGCUUGCUGCGCAUCUGGCUUCCUAUUCCACCCGCCGGCUACAACGGCGGACGCAGACCGGCCCGCAUAUGGAGGCACCUGUUACAGCAACUUCCAAGUCGGAGAGACUUUCAAAGUCACGGCGUAUGAUAGCGCUGGUGUAACAGCGACGGUCAGUUGGGUC
This is a messenger RNA of Hypoxylon fragiforme, 1235 nucleotides long. RefSeq lists its product as uncharacterized. NCBI's taxonomy places the organism in Eukaryota, Fungi, Ascomycota, Sordariomycetes, Xylariales, Hypoxylaceae. The transcript is spliced from 4 exons. The coding region runs from base 221 to 1066 and encodes 281 amino acids. The record is from RefSeq and is a predicted model, not a curated record.